Linum tenue is the source of this 2789-nucleotide messenger RNA. The record is from the annotation of a GenBank genome assembly. Lineage: Eukaryota; Viridiplantae; Streptophyta; Magnoliopsida; Malpighiales; Linaceae.
CAGCGUUCUUUUGUGGGUUUGGCGUCUGUUCAAAACUCGCCUCUCUUUUCACGAUUUCCUUUCUGCCCCGCGCCUGCAAUUAAAGACGCGCAGGCGCGCGCAACCGCAAACGAAAUUUUCGGGGCUUCAAAACCCUAGAUUAUGCAUUUUCCCACCAAAACCCACUAACCCAAGGGUGAAGGGUCGAGCCCAGAUGCUCUCUAGGUGCCUUUAGCCACUUGCCGCAUUAGAAUCGUUUUGCGUAGAUCGACUUGUAGCAUGUCGAUGUUUGUCUUAAUACUUCAACGAUGUGUCCUUUCUCUGGCUGUGGAAGAAAUUACUCGUGCUUAGGGUUUUGGAUUUGAAUGUUGAUGGCAGGGUGGUCGGGAAUAGAUGUUGAAGAGCAAGCCCGAGAUUCGGACGGAACAUCAGGGGAAAGUCUCGGGCGGAAUGAAUUCCUGGCAAAUCUGAAAUCUGGGACGGCAAGUUCUUCUUUGUUUGACAACUUUCUGAAAGAUUUUCUCAAGGAGUCUGGGGCUCUAGAUUCUGUUAAGUUCUUCCCUCCGAUGCUUGCCGAUGGAAGAUCUUUGAAUUUGCUUAAAUUGCUUUUGGUUGUGAGGGAGAGAGGUGGGAAUGGUGUUGUGUGUAGGGAUGGGUUGUGGAAUUCCGUUGCUGAAGAUUUGGAGUUGGACUCCAGCUUUGGACCGACGUUGAAAUUAGUGUAUGUCGAGUACUUGUUCGAUUUAGAGAAGAAGUUGGAGAGUCUUGUUGUCGAUAAGGACUUGAACCAGAAAUUGAGAAAUAGUGGCGGGUGUGAGGUUUCGAUGUCUUCAGGGGAUAAAUUGAACGGAAUUUUAUCCGAGAUGCAGAAGUUGAAGUAUUCUGAAUUAGAAUCUGAUUGCAGUCCAAGUAUGGAAGCUGAUUCAGUUUAUGGCGAGCAAUACUCUAGUUAUACGGACUCUGCAAGGAGUACAGUUGAUGGUGUGGAACCAAGGAAGUCGAUAGGGGAACCGGUGAAUAGGUUUGUAAUGGAUUCUUCUAUCUGUGGGGACAACAACAACAACAACAAAAGCAAAUAUGUUGAUGAAAGCAUGCCAUCUGGUUCUUCUGGAAGCAUGAAAGUUGGAGAUGAGGAGGAUGUCAAAAGUGCAGUGGUUGGAACAGAUGAGAUGGAUAAAGGGAGCGAUGACGAGGGUGCUGAUGACAUGGACUGCGAUAAGAAUGUUGUUGAAGAACCAGUUUCUUCUCGUAAGAGGAAACGAGGGUCGAAAUCUGAAAUGCUAAAUUGGCUUUACAGGAUUGCCAGAAAUCCCUGUGAUCUUACAGUUGAGCAAUUGCCAGACAAGUCUAAGUGGAAGUUGUACGGGAGUGAAAAGCUGUGGAAGCAGGUUUUAUUGGCUAGGGAGGAAUUGUUCGAUAAGCGAGAUGUAAUGUCAAGUCCUGCUUCCAAUGGGCAGGAAAACAGGAAGAUGCAUCCUUGCAUGUAUGAAGAUCACAUUGGAACCAAUUACAAUUUUAGAGAGAGAUCAAAAUGUAAAAAUAAUCUUGCUCCACCUGGGGCAAGAUUAUCCAAGAAAGGACACACCUGCCGGUCAUAUUCCUCUCUUACUACUCACAACGGGUCAGACUCUUACACACAAGGAGCAUGUGGUGCUGGUGAUUCCUCUUUGGAAUAUUAUUCUUUCGUGGAACUUCCAGCAGAGAGCGCAAUCCCUGUGGGCCCAGCUUUUCAGGCUGCAGUACCAGAGUGGAUUGGUGGUGGCGUCGCUUCUGAAAGUGAAACAAGGUGGUUGGGUACUCGGGUUUGGCCUCCCCUAUCCCUGCCCAGCAAACUUAUCAUCGAGAGAGAGCCUAUUGGCAAAGGAAGGGUUGACUCGUGUGGGUGUGAAGUGCCAAAAUCAGUGGAGUGUGUGAGGUUUCACAUCAAGGAGAGAAGGCUGAAAUUGAAGCGUGAACUAGGGAAAGCAUUCUACGACUGGAGCUUCGAUAGGAUGGGCGAAGAAGUCAAAGCCAACUGGUCGGAAGAUGAAGAGAAGAGGUUCAUGGCUAUAGUGAGCGGGGUCAAUCUCCCAUCAUCAGGUAGGUGUUUCUGGGAUGAGAUAAUCAAGCAGUUCCCUAGGAAGAGAAGGGAAGAUCUGGUGAGCUAUUACUACAAUGUAUGUCUCUUGUGCCGAAGAGCAUACCAGAAUCGGUUUACCCCCAGUGGGAUUCGUAGUGAUGAUGACGACAGCGAAGAAGAUGUAGACGAGUCUGGGUUGAGAGUCAAUGGUUCUUCUAGGCAUUCUGCAUCCAUCUUGGGCUCUGCAAAGAAGUCGAGGAAAAAACGGUGAUAUGCAGUGUCAGUCUGGCUGGCUGUAGCUGAGAUUUUGAUAUGGGACCUGGUAUUGCGGCCACCCUUUCGCCGCUGUCCCUUGCAAAACGGCAGGAAGUAAGCUUUUCGGUGACUGGAAGUUUUGUCCAAUUCUCAGGGCGUGAAUUUGCUUCUCUUUCUUGUGUAGAUUUUCCUGCAUUCUGUUUCUUCCCCCCCCCUGAAGAUGCACUUCGAAGUCCAAAGUCACCAAUUCAAGGCAGUGUUAGGACUUAGGGUUUGCUUGCUCGCUUUGAUCAUCAUUUUCGUAUUAGGCCGCCAAUCUUAAAACGUAGGAUCUGGUGCACGAGACUGCAAGAGAUGAAUUCAAAGAGAGAUGUCCUUCGUUGGAUCUGACCUCUGGAUUUUGUACAGCUUUACCGCUGUUUUGCUUUCAGAUUCAAAAAUAGGCCCUUACACAUGCACAUUGCGUUUAUGCCAUCAAGUUUUCUUUCCUUUCGAU